Spinacia oleracea (spinach) is the source of this 900-nucleotide messenger RNA. RefSeq names its product RING-H2 finger protein ATL11-like. The record is from RefSeq and is a predicted model, not a curated record. The coding region runs from base 85 to 705 and encodes 206 amino acids. Lineage: Eukaryota; Viridiplantae; Streptophyta; Magnoliopsida; Caryophyllales; Amaranthaceae. The transcript has a single exon.
UUGUUACAUACAUUAAUUAGUACAACAUAAUUUCUUCUUUGAACCUCCUUAGUGUAUAGCCUACUGAUAACGUACGACAUAACAAUGAUUUUCUUGUAUUCCAAAAAAUACUACAAUGUAUCCCGUUUCUUCAUCAUAUUAAUCAUUUUUUCGUUCUUUCAUCCUCGUAUACUCGUAAGAGCACAAUACAAUGAAUACAUACAUGGUCGUCGCCGUACCUCUGAAUCGAGUUGGGGCGCGCUUAAUGAGGGUUUACUUAUCGUGGUAUCCGUCGUCCUGCUCGUUGUUGUUUACUACUUAGUAGCUCGUAGUUGUUUAAACCGCCACCGUGGGAGGUCGGCUCAAGAAACAGCCCCUCGGGCUCAGGUUGGGCUCGACUCGUCUGUCCUCGAGACUUUUCCAGUGAUUGUAUACCCCAAUGUGUCGGGCCUCGGGGUUGAUAAGGGCCCGUCAGAGUGUGCGGUGUGCUUGAGCCUGUUUGAGGAGAAUGAGAAAUUACGUAUGCUGCCAAAGUGUAAACAUGUGUUCCACCUUGAUUGUGUGAACCGCUGGUUAGCGGGCCAUACUACAUGCCCGUUUUGCCGGGACGACCUCGCUCCCCCUCCCCAACCCGUUGGUUCAACGCAGAUAGGACCGGGCUGUGUUGAUGGGUCGGGGAGCAGGUCAGGAGUAGAGGCUAAUGUUGCGGCGAACAACAUGGUGUAGAUUGUACUAUUGUAGAAUGAGCCAGAUAAUUAUGUGAAGAUUAUGAUACGCCUUAGUCCUUACCCUUUAGUAUUCUCCCUAAAAGCUAGCUGCUUUAGAGCGGAUCUUACUACAUGUACACCUGGUGUAUAAGACAUCAUGUACAUCAUGCUUUUCCAUUGGUUGAAAUGACAUAUUUAUUGUCUUUCAUUCUCA